GGAAACACAAGUUUUACGGAAGGGAGACCAACGGAGCUCUCAUUCUAAGUUAGACUGCCUUGACCGACAUUCAGUGAUUUUGCGUCAUCGAAAGGUGGAUUUCGUUGUUUAGUAGUUGUUAAGGAAAAUUACAAGUCGGGCGCACCAAAGACUCGCCUACCAGGUGCUUAAACGUGCCCUUGAACUGCUGGGAUGGAAGACGGCGGCAGUGGGUGGCCUGUGGGACCUGUGCCCCAGUGCGGCGUGGGCGGCAAGGGGAACGGCAGUGGCCGGGUCUUUGAGGUAGCGCUGCAGAACGGCUCCUCCAACCGCAGCUCCCAGUUCGCCGGCGUGGAGCUCCUCCAGUCCUACAAGCCCCUCAUCAUCCCCUGCUACGCCAUGGUGGUGCUGGUGGCCAUCUUCGGCAACUACCUGCUGCUCUACGUCAUCUGCCACACCCGCAAGAUGCACAACGUCACCAACUUCUUCAUCGGGAACCUGGCCUUCUCCGACAUGCUGAUGUGCGCCACCUGCGUGCCCUUCACCCUGGCCUACGCCUUCAACCCCCGCGGCUGGGUCUUCGGCCGCUUCAUGUGCUACCUGGUGUUCCUCAUCCAGCCGGUCACCGUGUACGUCUCCGUGUUCACGCUGACCGCCAUCGCCGUCGACAGGUACUACGCCACAGUGCACCCUCUGAAGAAGCGCAUCUCCGUGUCAGCCUGCACGUACGUGCUCUCCGGCAUCUGGCUGCUGUCCUGCGGGCUGGUGGCCCCCGCGGUGGCGCACACGUACCACGUGGAGUUUCAGGAGGAGGGCUUCACCAUCUGCGAGGAGUUCUGGAUGGGCCAGGAGAAGGAGCGCCUGGCCUACGCCUACAGCACCCUGUUCAUAACCUACGUCAUGCCCCUCUCCGCCCUCUGCAUCUCCUACCUCUGCAUCUCCGUCAAGCUGCGCAACUGCGUGGCGCCGGGCCACUGCACCCAGAGCCAGGCGGAGGCCCAGCGGGCCCGCAAGCGCAAGACCUUCCGGCUGGUGACGCUGGUGGUGGCCGCCUUCGGGAUCUGCUGGCUGCCCAUCCACGUGUUCAACGUGCUGCGCGACAUCGACAUCGACCUGAUCAACAAGCACUACUUCCUGCUCAUCCAGCUGCUCUGCCACCUGUGCGCCAUGAGCUCGUCCUGCUGCAACCCCUUCCUGUACGCCUGGCUCCACGACCGCUUCCGCGCCGAGCUGCGCAAGAUGUUCACCUGCCACCGCCGCAUCGGCAUUCACACCAACAACUGCGCCACCGCCAGCGUGGUGCUGUGACCCCUCCGACCUCCCCCCCACCCCACCCCCCAGCAAAACUGGAUGGGCUGAGAGGAUGUGGAAUAGACACAGGACAAUAGGACGUGUUAAGGAAGAUUGCAGGCCUGUUGGCCGCUUGUCUGUUCUGAGCAACGCUACUCACAGUCAUAACAACACUACAUCCUAAAGAUUGGGCAGGCCCUGGAUCAGGGAAAGGAGACCCAAGGUGACAGAGGUGCAAAGCUGUACUGCGUUUCUGACAGGACAAUGUGCUGCAACAGAUACUGUGGUUGGAAUGCUCAUUAUUAUAAUACCGUCACUGCGAACACUGAAGCUAUUGAGACCACAGUGUUUUCGGACAGCCUAACAAACUGUUAACAGAGAAACAUCUCGAAAGGGGAGAUAGAGGAGAGCGAGCCAUUACUGCACAGUGAUACAUUAACAUUGCAUACCUGUCCAAUCCAGCGAGUGCUGCUGAUG
Messenger RNA from Anguilla anguilla (European eel), 1746 nucleotides. RefSeq names its product prolactin-releasing peptide receptor-like. The transcript is spliced from 3 exons. Gene Ontology annotation, cellular component: plasma membrane; neuron projection. Gene Ontology annotation, molecular function: neuropeptide binding; neuropeptide Y receptor activity. Lineage: Eukaryota; Metazoa; Chordata; Actinopteri; Anguilliformes; Anguillidae. The coding region runs from base 193 to 1287 and encodes 364 amino acids. The record is from RefSeq and is a predicted model, not a curated record. Gene Ontology annotation, biological process: G protein-coupled receptor signaling pathway.